Molecule: messenger RNA, 522 nt
Organism: Coprinopsis cinerea okayama7#130
Lineage: Eukaryota; Fungi; Basidiomycota; Agaricomycetes; Agaricales; Psathyrellaceae
Exons: 4
Coding region: 1-522 (173 amino acids)
Source: RefSeq, a predicted model, not a curated record
AUGGCAGAACCGAACACUGAAUACACGCCCCAAGUCUCGAGCAAACCCACCUUGGCCGACCUGCUCACCAUUGAGAACAAGGCUUCGAUAUUCUACGCCUAUGCGAGGGAAUUGGAGUUGAGCCAGGGACUGUCCCAGAAGGAGAUGAAGAUGACGCUGUUCGUACCGACGAACAAGGCUGUGAUGAACCUGGCGAGGAAGCCGCACCAAGGAUCGAAGCUUGCUGACGAGAACAUCAGUAUUUCUGAACAAGAAUACGACCAAAUUUCGAAGGCCAAUGUAGAGCGUUGGGUAUCUGCACACAUUGUACCUGGCGCACCAAUUCCCCUCACCGGAUCUCAACAAACGCUUCUCACCUCCAAGUCCAUCACGUUCAAGCCUAUCGCCAAAGCGAAGAACCCUGACUGGACCCAAGUAACUCUGGAAGACGGUAUUCACAUCAUCAGCAAGAAGGAGGCUUCGAACGGCGAUCUGUACAUGAUUGACGGGGCCAUUGUCUCCGACGCUUCCACCCUCGACUGA